Closterium sp. Naga37s-1 is the source of this 3570-nucleotide messenger RNA. NCBI's taxonomy places the organism in Eukaryota, Viridiplantae, Streptophyta, Zygnematophyceae, Desmidiales, Closteriaceae. The record is from the annotation of a GenBank genome assembly.
AUGCAAGGCGAUGAUAGCCGUGACAUCUACGGCACCCGCAGUGCUGACAGCGCUGCCAACCUGCGGGAAAGAGGGCUGCCCCCCAAAGCUGCAGCGCCAGGGGCUCGCGUGCUGCGCAAGUCACUCUCAGAGCGAAGCAUUUCCACCACCAGCGAUUCCGCCUUCGAUACAGACCUCGAUGCUGCUGCUGCUGCUGCUGCCGGUGUUCCUGGCAUGGAAACACUCAGGCAAGAGAGCCUUCCCCUAGACCCCAGGCGCGGAAGGGGAUUGACAGAGCCUGGAGUAGGCGGGGGGAAGGGCGAGGGGCGGGCGGAUUGGGAUGAGGAUGGGGGGAGGAGGAGAGGGGGAAGAGGGGCGUCUGGGGCGGGCCUUCCCCCUGUUGGCGGGGGGGCUUCCUCUGGUCUUCCCCCUGGCCUUCCCCCUGGCCUUCCCCCGCCUGCUGGGGGCGCUUCUCCUGGUCUUCCGCCUGUUUUUCCUGGUAGGAGCUCUUCUGGGGGUGGCGAGGAGGCUUAUGACGGGGAUGAGAGGGUGAGGGGGAACAGGAGGCGGUCGUUUGCGGAGGAGGAGAGGGAGAGGGGUGGAGGUGGAAGGGGAGGGGAGAGAGGAGAGAGAGUGGAGAGGGGGGGAAGGCUGCCUAGGCAAGCGAGUGAGGGAGGUGCUAUGUUGAGAAGGUAUGAAGAGGAGGAGGGGGAAGAGAGGAGGCAUAGGAUGAGCAGACAAAGCAGCUUAGAGAAACGGGAGAGGGAGGAGGGGAGGGGUGAGAGGAAGGGGCGAGGGGAGAGGGAUGAGGGAAGGGUGGAGCGGAGGGGGGAGAGAGAGGAGGCGAAAGGGGCUAGAAUCCCACGUGUGCCCCGUCAAUCGAGUGUAGAUGGCGGGGUGGCGGAGAGGGAGAGGGAGGAGAGGCGGGGGGAUAGAAUCCCGCGUGUUCCUCGACAAGGGAGUGUAGAUGGUGUGCGGGGGGACAGGGAUAGGGAGGAGAGGCGGGGAGGGGAUAGGAUUCCCCGGGUUCCUAGGCAGGGUAGUGUGGAUAGUGGGGGAUGGGAGAGAGAGAGGGAGGAUAGGAGAGGGGAGAGGGGAGGUGAGAGGGAGGAGAGGCGAGGUGAGAGGGGAGGUGAAAGGGAGGAGAGGAGGGGAAGGAUUGCGCGUCAAGCGAGUGUUGACAGCGGGAGGGAGAGGGAUUGGGAGGAGAGGAGGGAAAGAGAGAGGGAGUGGGAGGAAAGGAGGGAAAGGAUUCCCCGUCACUCCAGCGUUGACGAGAGUAGGGACAGGGACAGGGACAGAGAGAGGGAGAGGGAGAGAGAGAGGGAUAGGGAGAGGGCAAGGGCUGAUGAGGCAAGGCGGGCACCACGUAUAGCCAGGCAAGGGAGUGUGGACGCGGGGUGGGGGAGAGAGAAGGACAGGGAGCGAGAGAGGGAGAGGGAGAGAGAGAGGGAGAUGGAGAGAAUCCGAGGCGGGAGGCCAGGGGGUGGGGUUCCCAGACAGGUGAGUGCCGACAGUGGGAGAGAGCGAGAGGGAGAACGAGGGGGAGACGGAGGACGGGGAGAACCCAAGGGACGGAUUGCUAGAGGAUCCAGUAUGGAUGUGGGUGCAAUGCUGGGAGGGGGGGCUGUGGAGAGGAAAUACGUGGGGCAGGGGCAGGGGCAGUCACACCCGUCUCACUCCUCUCUGCCACGGUCCCAAUCGCAGUCGCUGCAGCAGUAUCAUCUGCAGCAGCAGCAGCACCGGGCGCCUUUACCCAGACGUGCUUCUGUUGAGAGUGACCCUCAUUCCCCUCACCGCCUCUCUGGGAGUGCUGGUGGGAGUCCCCAUAGCCCCGGCGCAUCUGCUGCUGCUGCUGCCGCUGCUGCUGGGGGUGCUCCUGGUGCUGCUGCCACUGGUGCUGGCAGCGCAGGAGGGGACAAGAAAAUCUCCCGCCUCUCCUCUCUUUCUGCCGAAGACCUGAACGCGUUAGGGGCAGUGGAGGGGGACGCAGCAUGCACAGUGGAGGAAAUCCAGUCGUCCUUUUUCAAAUCCAGCAAGAAGGGGGGGCUGUUAGGGUUUGCCAAGAGGGGCCUGGCUCAGAUGAAGCGGGGGUUCUUUGGGAGUGGGGGCGGGAGCGUGCUUGGGCGGGAGUUUGGGCGGCUGGACAAGAAGUAUAUGAUGAUGGAGAAGGAGCUUGGGGCGGGGCAGUUUGGAGUGACGCGGGUGGUGCAGUGCAAGCAGACCGGGCGGCAGCUGGCUUGCAAGUCGAUCAAUAAGGGCGACCUGAAGAGCAAGGCGGAUGUGGAUGCAGUGAAGAGGGAGGUGAUGGUGCAUGAGGUGCUGGGCGGGCACGCAAACGUGGCAAAGCUGGAAGACGUGUUUGAGGACGAGGAGGCGGUGCAUCUGGUGAUGGAGCUGUGCCAUGGAGGCGAGCUGUUCGAUCGCAUCAAGGAGAGGCGGCGCCUGGACGAGAGAGACGCUCAGGGCAUCAUGCAGCAGGUGAGAGGAGAGGGACGCACAGUGCUGUCGGUGCUAGCCCACUGCCACCAGCACGGCAUAGUGCAUCGGGACAUCAAGCCCCAACCGAACCCAGACUCCUCUCCUCUUCCCUCCUGUCCCCCUUAUCCCCCGAUCCCACCAGGUGCUGUCGGUGAGACGCCAGGUGGGCUGCCAGGUGAGACGCCAGGUGGGCUGCCAGGUGAGACGCCAGGUGGGCUGCCAGGUGAGACGCCAGGCGCCAAGCCUCUUACAGAGUUUAUGGGGUCGCCAUACUACGUGGCAGUGGAGGUGGUGGAGGGCAGCUGCUCCUUCCCUUGUGCUACUCCUUUUCUCAUACCACUCCCCACCGCUCCCCACCCCUCCCCACCACUCCCCAUCCCUCCCCACCGCUCCCAACCGCUCUCCAUCACCAGGCGCCAAGCCGCUUACAGAGUUCACGGGGUCGCCAUACUACGCGCCAAGCCCCUGACGGAGUUCAUGGGGUCGCCAUACUACGUGGCACCAGAGGUGGUUGAGGGCAGCUACUCCUUCCCUGCAGACAUCUGGAGCGCGGGCGUCGUGCUGUAUGUCAUGCUGGCGGGAGUGCCGCCCUUUUGGGCGCGUACCGAAGCCGGUGUGAUCAAAGCUAUAAAGGAAGCCAAGGAGAGCUAUAGAGGGGACGUGUGGCGCGGCGUGAGUGCGGAGGCAGUGGAUCUGUUAAAGAAGAUGCUAUUUCUGAAGCCGAACAAGGUGGUGGUGGUGCUGCAGGGCCGCUAUGCCGGCCGCAAGGCGGUGAUCGUUAAGAACUUCGACGACGGCGUUUCCGGCCGGCAGUACGGCCACGCGCUCGUUGCCGGGAUCUCCAAGUAUCCCCGCAAGGUCACGAAGAAGCUCACGCCCAAGACCCUCGCGAAGCGCUCGCAAGUGAAGGCGUUCAUCAAGCUCGUUAACUACAACCACCUCAUGCCCACUAGGUACCAGCUUGACGUUGACCUCAAGAGCACGGUGACGGCUGACAAGCUUGAGAGCUCAGCCAAGCGGGUGGAGACCAAGAAGGAGCUGAAGAAGAUCUUUGAGGAGCGAUUCAAGACGGGCAAGAACAGAUGGUUCUUCUCUAAGCUCCGGUUCUAA